Molecule: messenger RNA, 7027 nt
Organism: Pseudo-nitzschia multistriata
Lineage: Eukaryota; Bacillariophyta; Bacillariophyceae; Bacillariales; Bacillariaceae
Source: the annotation of a GenBank genome assembly
CGAAAGCGGAUUCAGUCUCAAAGAACAACGCUUCACACAUCCUACUCAGAAACAAAAUUAGCCAAAGCCACAACCAAGGAGGGAAGCAAAUGGCUGACUGAAAAUCUAGUAUUAUUACGCAAACAACCACAAAGAGAACGAAAGAUUUACCGAAGACGCAACCAGGAAGCAUUGCCUGCAGUAACAUAAUUGGCAACGCGCUUUCUGGUGUUGGCCCACUAGGUAGCUACGUACCGUACGUUUAGGGAGCGACAAGACGGCAAGCAAGCUUUGGAACGGUUCGUUCGGUUCGGUUCUGUUCUGUUCUGUUCCGUCACUGUAUUCCAUUCCUGUAGACUUCCCGCACCAUGGCAACGCACACGGACACGAGCUCGAGCAACGACGAGAAUGCCCUGCUCCCUGCGAGUCCCACCAAGCUCGCGGUUGCCCCACAGGCACAGCCUCUCCCGAGCGUCCAGACGAAUCAAAACCUGACGAUUGAUACGAGUGCGAGCAGCACCGCCGGUCCGUCUCGGGACAAAGCAGAGGGCGAAAGCACAAGCAACAAGGAUGUCGCUACCGACCUCUGCCCCGUCCCCUCGGCCGGAAGCAGCAACAAUUUCAGCAUCGACGACUGCCACACCAUCGGAAGCCUCUCCAUUGAGUCCUAUACGACGGAGGACGAAAAGGAACUCGCCGGUGCGGCUGCUGGUGGAGCAGCAGCUACCGCUGAAAAAAGUUCUGCGGACCAGACCCCCAAGGCCCUGAAUCAAAUGAUGGCCAAGUUCGAUCUGCUCCAGGCCAGCAGCAUCGACGAGCCCCACCAGGACCGAAUGAUGCAGACCUUUGAUUUGCUGCAAAAGAGCACGAUACAGACCCCGAGAAACGAAGACGAAGGCGAUGCCCAGGGCGGACAGGCGGGGGGCGACCAACUGUUCCAGGUCCUCGCCGCUUCCGAGUCGCAGACGGCCAUCGAGGUGCAGCAGGGCGACGACGAGGAAACCGAUGGUGCAUCCUCGCACUCGAGCCGCGAGAUGUAUUCCGACCUCGAGCGCUUCCGCAGCGCGGACUCGCACUGCGACCACGAUGCCAGCAACCACAACCAACACAUCAACGUCGAAUCCUCGGACCAUUCGUCCUCCUCGUCGUCUAAGUUGUUAAGCGCAGAGCAGCAAAAGCUCCUCGAGGAUCGGGUCCUCCAACUCACGGACCAGGUGUCCCUUCUGGAAUCGAGAAACGACGAGCUACAGUCGAAGCUGAGAAUCCAGCACGACAAGGACGUCCAGGACAUGUACCAGAAUCCCUACAGCGAUCCCUUUGCGGCCAGCGCAGCGCCCACCCCUUCGGAGGCAGCUGGAAACAGCGGCUUUGGUGGAAAUGCCUUUCUGGAAGCCGCCACGAGGAAUCUCAAUGCCGCUGCCAGCGUUCAGGUCCAGGCGCCGCCCGUCAUCCCCCACGUGGCCUCCCUGGGAAACCUCUCGGCGGCGGCCUCGAACGCCGACACCAACAGCGAUCUCCACCGCGAGCUCACGGAGCUCCGCAUGCAGAACCAGGGCCUCCAGAACAACCUGAAAUCGUCCGAGCGCGUGAAGGAGCGCCUCAAGAAGGUACUCGCCACGGUCGAGGAGGAGCACCGGGCGCAGACGAACCUUCUCUCGACCCGCACCAGGGAACUUGGGGAGUCCAGGGACCGGGAAGCGAGCCUGCGGACCGAGCUUGAUGCCUGCAAGGUCCGCCUCGAGGGCUUUGAGAUUGCGCAGCGCCAAAAGGAGAGAGCAGCAACAUCCUCCGGCGGAGAGGAAUCGUCCUCCAAUGGCGGUCCUGCCCACAGCGGCGGCCGGUCGGAGCAGCCCCGCAAGUCCUUUUUUUCGAGCAGCAGCAACGCCGCGGUACCGGGAGGGGACCUCGCCACGGCCCUCGUCGUCUCGCAGCGGCAAAUCGAGGCCCUCCAGGCCCACAACGAAGAACUCGAAUCGGCGAACGCAAACCUCCAGAAAAAGUGCGAUGGCCUAACGACCAAGUACGGCCUCACAGAACCACCGGCCGGUGAUGCGAAGGGCACCCAGCUCUAUUCGAGGUACCUCGAGAUGAAGUCGUCCCUCUCGUCGCUAUCGGUGGUCCUGGAGGAAGUUCAGGAUAAGAACUCUGCCCUCAACGAGCGGGUCGAGGAACUCGAAUCGGAGCUCAACGAGAAACCAUCGCCGAAGGCGUCAGCUGCCGAAGCGAGAGGCUCGUGCGACGAGGAGUUGGCUAACGCCACCACCCUGCAGCCCACCAUCAGCGCGGAACAAGAAGAAACUCUGAAGGAACUGGUCGAAAAACUAGAGGUCCAGAUCCUGGAUUACCGCAAGGCGGAGGAACGCCAUGGCGUUGUCAAGGCCGAGCUCGAAUCGGCCGUCGAGAAACUGGAGGAAGAAGCCUCGGAGCUGCGGUCGGAGCUGAUCGAGGUGACGUCUUCCCCUUCUCCCACCGACCAAGCAAGAUCCUCCAAGGACGAGGGCCUCAAAGAGGAGCUCAACCGCUGCUACAAGGAACUCGAAUCCAGGAUCACCAAGGAAAAGAGUGACGAGCUCCGCUCCGAGCUGGAGCUUCUUCGGGACGCCAUGGACGCAGCGGCCGAGGAAUCCACCCACCUUCUUAACGAGAUGGAGCAGAUGCUGGCCUCAAGCCGAGAGGAGCUGAAACAGGAACGAGCAAAAUACAAGGAUCUCGAGACCAGGUACAAGGAGUUGUUGCGCAGCACCAGUGGCGCUCUUGAGACAAACCAAAGUCCACAGGAAGAGGACGGCAACGCCAAGGAAGCGUUGUCAAAUUCCGAGCGGCUUCUGAGCGAAAACUCAAGACUCAAUGCCGCAAUCUUGUCCCUUCAAGAACAGACUAAGCAGCUCAAGAUCGAUCUGGACAAGAAAACGAUGAAGGUCGAAAAGAGUGAAAAACGACUUUUGUCCAAGCACGAAAAGUCGCAGCAGCUGAAGGAGGUAAACGCCUCUCUGCGAGAAGGAAUCCAGCAGCUCAAGGGGCACCUGGCAACGAUUAGCGAGGAGGCUAGCAGAACCGAAAACACGCUGGCGAAAACCAACGAAGAGCUUCACUCGGAACGCGAAAAGGCACAGAAGCUCGAGGUGACCAACGGUUCCUUGCAAACCGAACUCGAGGUGCUUAAGGCGUCCAUUGUACAGCAAACCAACAGCGACGAAGCUGCAAACUCGAAGAGCAUGCAGCUUUCUGCCUCGCUUGCCGCUAGCAAGAAGGAACUGUUCCUCGAGAAAGAACUCGUCGAGAAGGUUAUGCAAGAAAAGAGAGAAGUGCAGUCGCAAUUUGAUGCCACCAAGGAGGAUUUGCAGACGCGAUUACACUCUGAGAAAAAGAACAACUCGAGACUGGAUUCAGAAAUUUUGUCUCUGCAACAAGAAUCGGAGCGGCUGAAAUUGUUCAUCGCCGUCGCUACCAAAAGAAUGGAAAAAAUGGACCAUGCUAGGUCGACCGAAAAAGCGAGACUCCGCAACGUGGAAAAGCUAUUGAUAGCCGAACGUGGCAUUACGAGACGCAACGCCGUCCUGGUAGACCAAGCCACAGAAAGCUCACGCCAAUUCAGCGAGCUCGAAAAACUGCUGGCUACAACCCAGCAGGAAUUGACCGAAGAAGAACGACGAGUGGAAUCUCUCGAGGAGCAAGUUGAUGGACUCACAGUGCAGGUCAAAGAUCUCGAGAAGGGCAAGGACGAUUUGCAAACCUCUCUUAAUGAAGCAAAAGCCGAGCUGCUCACUGUCAACGCGAAGCGGUUGGAAUUCGAAUCGUUGCUGGCAGCAACGAAGGCCGACUUGGCUCUCCAAAUCCAGUCAGUGAAUGCGGAACACGCAUCUUCCCUAGUGAAAGAAGCCGAGUUCAACGCGAAUAUUUCAGUGAAGGAGGAAGAAAUUAGAGAACUAACCUCAAAGCUUGCGGCAGCUAAAUCCGAAAAACAAGUUUUGGCAAGUGUCGCCUUUGAACAGGACGAAGACAAGAGGUCUGGAACCAUAUCAAACGAAUUUGAUCUAAGAAGCAAGAAGAUCGAAGAGCUUAGCGCCAAGCUCAAAAGCGUGGAAUCUUCACAAAAGGAACUCUUGGCUACCAUUGAGAAGAUCUCAGCUGAGAAGGAAGAAGCUACUGAUAAAGCGAAAACACUAACGAGCGAGCUCAAUCAAAGAAUCGAGGAGAUCGAUGCACUGAAUGACAAGCUUCAACAAAUUGAUAUAUUCCAAGGGAAAAUGGAAAUUCCAAAAACAGAAUCGGAAGGCACCGAGAAAGAUAAGAGGUUAGAAGUACUCUCGACGAUGAUCGUCUUCCUGAAGGCAAAGAACAAAUCUUUAGUAAGUGAACUCGAUCGAAAAAAAAAGGAAGUUGAGGAUUUGACCGACGAAGUUCAAGAGCUCGAAUGCUCCGAAUCUCACCAUAUCGAAAAGCUCGACGAGAAAAACGGAGAGAUAGAAGAGUUGAUCGCUGAGCUGCGAAAAGUAGAAGUUGCAAAAGAACGAAGCGAAUCUCAACGUUUGGAACUGCGAACUCUCGACCAAGAAAAAUCCGGAUCGCUUUCUAAAAUGAUUGUUGUGUUGAAGGAAGAGAAGGAAUCUCUUGCGUCAUCUCUGAAGAGAAAGGAGGAAAAUAUUGGCCAAGCAGAAGCACUGGCUAAGUUGUUGGGUGAAGAGAAUGCCGAACUUCGCUCAAAUAUAGAAGCUUUGAAGCGUGAGAAGGAUCUUGGACCAUUGUCUUCUGUAAAGAAGGAAUCGGUAGAGGAUAAAGCAUCUAACGACGUGCGAUUAUGGGAAGUUGAGAUGCUAUUAGGAAGUACCAAGAGAGAACUCGCAGAUGUAAUCGAAAGAAAUGAACUGUUGAUGGGAAAGAACAAGAAUCUGGAGUCUUCCAUCGAGAAAUGUCAGUCGACAAACGCUCAAACGCUGAAAGAGUCCGAAACCCAUGCAAGUAUCAACAACGAAAAUGCACGAAAGAUCGAUCUGUUGGAAAAGGAGAUUGCGACUCUGAAAGAGGAGAAGGAAUCUUUACUGAAAAGAGCAGCUGCAUUAGCUCGAAGGGAUCAGAUCCAAAAGGCAUCUCUUGCUACUUCGAAUGAGGAAAUUGCCAAAUUGAUAACGACAAUGGGCGACUUUCAAGAACGCUUCGAAUCAUUGGCAGAGCAGGUCGAAAAGGGUCAAGCCGAGAAGAUGGAACAUAUGAAGGAGUUUGAAGAUAAGGAGGCCAAAUGGAUUGCGGAAAAGGAAGAUCUAAACCAGCGCAUCAAUGCACUAGAAGCAGAGAACGAUGUCACCUCAUGUCCUAUACAAGCAUGUCCCACGGAUAGAUCAAUCUUCAACAACAAAAUUAGCGAGCUCGAGCAGGAACUUCAGCUCUUGGAGGUCACUUUGGAUUCAACAAAACAAGAACGCGAAGAUGCAAUUGUAGAACUCGACGAUACGAGAGCGAAAUUCGUCACUUGUGAGAAAGAACUUGAGGCAUGCCGUGACGAAUUAGAAUCUAUGGGAGUAAGGUUGAAGACAACGAGUAGCGAUCGAGAUUCUGCUGUGGCAAGAAGCGAAGAUGCUAGUACAAAACUCGAAUCUCUCGAAGUAGAACUUAAAACAUGCCGUGGCCAAAUUCGAUUCUUUACGAAGAAGAUUGCUGAAUUAGAAUCUUCUACAAGUGAUAGCCAGCUUGAAUCACUUCGAGAAGAGUUGGAAGCACUGAAAAACGACAAGGAAAAACUCGAGGCUGCUGCCUCACAGGAGGUUUCUGGCCAUAGCUUGGAAGAGAACAAGAAGGCACUUGAACUCAUUACUGACGAAUUGAACGAGGCCCAUGUCCGGGAGGGAGUGUUGGACCAGAUGCUGUCAUCAUGUCAAAAAGAAUUACUCGCUUGUAAGAAGAAAAUUAAAUCCUUUGAGACACAAGUCAUAGAUGAACAUUAUGGUGCAGGGGUGUACGACGAGCUGAUCGCCAGGCUCAACAAGUCUAAUGACGAAGUCAUCGCUAGAAACAAGAAGCUAAAGCAAGAAGUGGAGCUUCUUAAGGCCACGAACGGCAGUAGCCCAUCAGAGGAUUGCACUGAAGCUGCAGCAGAGAUUGCGGAAGAAAAUGUUGCAUUGCGCACCGAAAACAAUCGUUGCGCGAGGGAGAAGGCCAAGUUGGACCGUGAGCUCCUAAAAUGCACCAAGGAACGGGAUUCGUUAAAGGCCACUGCCGCUUCCCUGCAAAAAAAUGUUGACGAGCUGAAGACGAAAAUCAAGGUAGCCCGUGUUGUGUCGGGUGAAGCAAAUGCUGAAGCAAAUGCUGAUGCAUCGGAACCAAAGGAAGACGACGUCGAACGAGAAAACACUGCUCUAAAAGAAUUGCUGGCAGCCUCUCAGCGUUCUGUAACAGAAGCUAAGACCAUGCAACAGCAACUAUCGAAGCAGAUUGAGGCUGCUUCCGCGCGUGAAGCUCGUCUCAAAAAGGAAGUUUUGUCCAUAAAAUCCCGUAACGAUGAGAUGGAGAAACGCCUCGAGGACCAAGAGAAGGAGUUAGACGAGUUUGAGAGCGACUUUGCUUUGGCUCGAAAUGAUGCCCGCAAGGUAGUCGAAGAACUCCGCUCGCAGCUUCUACAACUCGAGAAGCGAAACAAACAGCUGGAGGCCGAUAGUUCUGUUAGUAAAACGGAGGAUCUCAAGAACAAAUUGCGGCAACUGAUCCAACAGAACAAGCGGUUACAGAAAGAAAUCGAAUACAUCAGAGUAAGAGAACGCAGACUCGAGAGCCAGCUCGGAUUAGAGCCCCGCAAAAAAUAGAAAGCAGCGCGGAGAUGACGGCAGGAAAUGGCACGAGUUAGAUGCAUUGCAUUCAUACCAGCGCCUACAUGUAUUGUACUUUUCUGUAUUGUGUUGCUGUGGUAUUGUGAAGGGUUGCGAGACGCCGGGCUAUGACUAUUUCACGUUCCACCAGCCACGAUAGAAAACAAGUGUAUUCAAUUCAUUUUGUGAAAAAGUUGUACGCCAUGUUUGUUGUAACCUAAAAUUAGUACUAAUAAUUAAACAAUAUUUUU